Messenger RNA from Anisakis simplex (herring worm), 300 nucleotides. Lineage: Eukaryota; Metazoa; Nematoda; Chromadorea; Rhabditida; Anisakidae. The record is from the annotation of a GenBank genome assembly.
AUGGAGUUAUACAAGUCAGGUUUGGAAAGAAGUGAAAGGAAAGACGCACUUGGUGGGUCUGAAAUGGAAGCGCCGAUUAGGAUCAUUCAAAGCAAGUCGAAGACGGGCAACGUGAAGAAGAGUAUUCAAUCGUCAUCUACUGUGACUCUACAGUCAAAUAUGGAAACGGCGUUUUCGAUCGUCGAUGAGAAGUUGAGAUGGUAUGCUGAGCGUUUGGCGAAGUCGGAAGAUCUUAGUGAAAUUGUGCAAUUACAAGAGGCCAUUUUUGGUGCUCUCAGAAUCCUUAAACUGAAGCAUUGA